AUGUGCUCGUUGGUUAUGGAAGUAGAUGGCCUUCCACUAGUUGGAUAUGUUGCACCAGAUUUUGAAGCCGAACUAACAGUUUUUGAUCAAGAAUUCAUCAAGGUUAAGCUCUCUGACUACAUUGGUAAGAAAUAUGUCAUUUUCUUUUUCUACCCUCUUCAUUUCACUUUCGUUUGUCCAACAGAAAUCACUGCAUUCAGUGAUAGACAGGUAGAAUUUAACAAGAAAAACACAAUAUUGGGUGUUUUAGUAGACAGUGUGGUAAAUUCUAAUUCUUCCUUUACCCUGAUUUUUUCUUAA
Lactuca sativa (garden lettuce) is the source of this 300-nucleotide messenger RNA. The record is from RefSeq and is a predicted model, not a curated record. Lineage: Eukaryota; Viridiplantae; Streptophyta; Magnoliopsida; Asterales; Asteraceae.